Molecule: messenger RNA, 888 nt
Organism: Monomorium pharaonis (pharaoh ant)
Lineage: Eukaryota; Metazoa; Arthropoda; Insecta; Hymenoptera; Formicidae
Exons: 1
Coding region: 1-888 (295 amino acids)
Source: RefSeq, a predicted model, not a curated record
AUGCAUGAAGAAAUUCAAAAUCAGCAGCAAAUUGAAAAUCAAACUGUACAUGAACUACAAUUAGGAUUUUUAUCUAAAACAGGUAUUGAGCGUGGUCGAUAUAAUGUGCAAAGGGUAAAUGAAGUUGCAGCCAUUUUUACAACUACAGCAGAUGGAGAAAUACCCGAAACAUAUGUCACUAUUCGUAAUAAGAACAAUAAAAUAUUACGACAAGUUAGCACUAUGGAUCCAAAUGUAGAACCAUGGAUUUAUCCAUUAUAUUAUCCCUAUGGUAAUCAAGGUUGGCAUAAUGAUUUACGACAUAAAAACAGUAAUAAAAGAGUAAGUAGAGCUGCGUAUGUAAAGUAUCAAAUGGCUAUACGUGAUAAUUUUAAUAUUUUUAUUAUGGGAAGACGAUUAUUUCAACAAUGGGUUGUAGAUAAUUAUGUUAAAAUAGAAAAAGAUAGAAUAAACUACUGUAAACAAAAUCAGAAACAGUUAAGAGUUGAAACGUAUCAAGGAUUGAUCGAUUAUUUAGAAAGUGCUGCUAAUAAUGCUGGUACUCGGGUUGGAAAAAUGAUUAUUCUUCCAUCAACAUUUGUUGGUUCACCUCGUAAUAUGAUGCAACAUUAUCAAGAUGCAAUGGCUAUAGUUCGAAAAUAUGGAAAACCAGAUAUUUUUAUUACGAUGACAUGUAAUCCAAAUUGGCGUGAAAUACGAGAAAAUUUACUUUCAAAUCAGCAACCUGCAGAUAGACCAGAUAUAUGUGCUCGUGUAUUUAACAUAAAGAAAGAUUAUUUAGUUGACGUUAUAGUUAGACAACAAUUUUUUGGAGAAGUUAUGGCAUAUGUUUAUGUAAUUGAAUUUCAGAAACGUGGUUUACCACAUAUACAUCAAGAGACACGGUAG